AAAAUGUGGAACCAUGUCAAGCACCUCGAGUCGCAGCUGGAGAUUCUUGCUGCUUCUCAUGUACCUGGUGCAGCUGCCGAGCGGUAUAACUCGGAGCUGAGCAAGACUGUCUCUCACUUGGCAAACAACCCGGAUACGUCGGGUAUGUCCUCGUCUAUGCUUCAGCCGCAGCAUGAUGUGUCGAUGAACGCUGGCGAGAACGGCGACGAUGAUCGCCAGCUGUGGUCGGCCUGGGACAUGCGGCUCAAUAUCGGCAAGGCUGUCGGCGCGUGGUUUGGUGGCGAUGACGCUGACGCUGCCUCUGACUCCGAGUCGGCCGGCGGCUCGGCGAGCUCCAACGCUGUCGGGCCCGCCCCGCUCGACCUCGGCGCCGACGCCUCCAAGUCGUCCGGCGCUGCCCUUCCGUAUGAGGAUGUGCUCGAGCUCAACAAGCGGCUCUCAGUCAUUGACGCCCUCGACCAGCUUGUCCAGGGCCUCACCUCGUCGCGCUCCCGCUGGCAGAGCGACCUCUCGCGGCUGCAGGCCUCAACCGACCGCGCCCGCGCGAACCCGGUCAACGCCAACUCGACCGCGUUCAAGGAGUCGGUCGCCCUCAAGCUCAACGCUCUCAACUCGUCGUUCCUCAAGCGGACCGACGCCACCCUCCACGACGUCGUCUCCACAGCAGACAUCUGGGGCGAGCACGCGUCGAUGGCCGCCCAGCUCGAGGAGAUGUCGGCGCAGCUGACUGAGUUUGGCGAGCGCCUCCGGAAUGAGAUGGACGCCCGCGCCCAGCUCACCCACCAGGCCUCCGACCUUGCCCAGCGCCUCGGCGACGAGCAGAACAAGACCCUGGUACUGGAGAACUCGGGCGAGAAGGAGAGCGCCACCCGCCUUCAGCUCGAGCAGCAGGUCUCGCUCCUCUCCGACGAGCUUUCGGCUGCCAAGAACAACACCCUGGCUCUCAAGAACAAGCUCUCGGACAUCGAGGCUUCUCUCCACGCCGAAAAGAAAUCCAGCGCCGCGCUCUCGUCCGAGCUCACCGCCGCCCGCGACGAGACCCGCGACGUCUCGCUCUCGCUCGACCGCCUCACCAAGCAGCUCGCGUCGGAGAAGCAGCUCCGCGACAAGGUCGCCCGCCAGGCCGCAGACCUGCAGAUUGAGCUCACCCGCGCCCUCGAGUCGGCCGAGCUCGAGCGUAACACCGUGUCCGACCUCAAGUCCGAACUUGCCGACGCCAAGGCCACGAUCCGCUCGCAAACCGCAGAGUCGGACGUCUCGGCCGAGAAGCUCAACGACAAGCUCAUCGAGGUCACCGAGCUCCGUCUCAAGGUCGACGAGCUGCUUGCCCUCAACUCUGAGCUCGAGUCGCGCCUCAUCGAGGACGAGGCCCAGAAGGACUUCCUCGACUCGCAAAAGCUGCUCCUUGCCGAGAACGUCGAGGCCGUGCGCCGGACCCACGCCGCCGAGCUCUCUGCCGCCAACGCCAAGAUCGACUCGCUCACCGCCGAGAACAGCUCGCUCGCCGACCAGGUCGACAUGCUCUUUGCCGAGCUCGACGAGCUACAGAAUCGCGAGGAGACCGACAUGACAAUCGCCGAGCUUCGCCGCAUGCUCGCCGAGGCGCUUUCCGCCAAGAAGGACAUGGACGGCCUCGUCGUCUCGCUUCGCACCGAACUCGCAGCCGCUGAGGACGCGCUCGCCGACACCAAGCUCGCCCACGAGUCGGAGCUCGCUCUCGCCAAAUCUUCGUCGGCCUCGGCCGUCUCGCAAGCCAAGUCGACGGCGUCCGAAGUCUCGGCGCUCAAGGAAACCAUCGACGAGCUUAAGAACGCCCUCCACAUGGAGAACAAGAAGCGCGUCCAGCUCAACGGGACCAUCGACCACCAGCGGUCGCAGAUCGAGGAUCUCAAGAAGAUCAACGCUGUCAUGGAGGCCGAAAAAGACGUGCUCCGCACCGAGCUCACCGAGUUUGAGCAGGAUCUUGAGAAGGAGAUCCACGCCCACGCCUGCAAGCGUGAGGAGCUGGCCAAGAUGGAGCGCGAGCGUGACGACUGGAUCGCCAAACACGCCCACGAGCACACCCUCCUGCUCGACGCCCUCCGCGCCCGCGACGCCGCCCUCGCCGACAAGUCCGAGACCGAUAAGCUCGUCUCCGAGCUCUCGGUCGCCCAGUCGUCAGUCGCCCACACCUCGGACGACUACAAGCGCCAGCUCGAGUCGAUGACUCGCGAGCGCGACUCGCUCCUCGCCGCCCGCGAGGACGUCCUCACCGAGCUCGCCGCCCACCAGGCCCAGUACGACGAGCUUGCCGCCAUCCGCGUCUCUCUCGAGUCGGCGCUCAACGACGCCAAGCGCGACCUCGGCCUCGCCCACUACCAGACCGCAGAGCUGACCAAGAAGCUCGAGGACGCCAAGCGUGAGGCCAAUGGCGCCAACCAGCGUCUCGAGCAGGUCCGCGCCUCCAAGGCCGCCCUCGAGGCCCAGAUCGCCCACACCCGCAACAAGCUUGAGGUCGAGGCCGCCGAAAAGUCGCAGGCCACCGUCCACUCGGUCACCCUCGAGCGCAACAUUGCCAAGCUUCAGGAGGACCUCGCAGAGACUAAGGCUUACCUUGAUGCCGAGGAGAAGAAGACCUUCAAGCUUCAACAGGAGCUCGACUCGACCGCAGAGUCGCUCAAGCUCAAGACCAAGGCCUACGACGAGGUCAAGGUCAACUUUGACUCGGUCCUGCGCGAGAACCAGGACCUUGUCUCCGAGGCCCGCGGCCUCGAGGAUGAGCUCUCGCUCCUCCGCCGCAAGCUUCAGACCGACGUCGCCGAGAAGGACGCGCUCGCCCGUGCCUGCGAGACCAAGGACGCCGAAAUCGCCCGCUACCGCGCAGACGUCGAGGAUCUCACCGCCCAAAAGUAUGCCGUCGAGCAGGAGCUGGCAAAGGCCAACGCCUCGAUCUCGGCCUCGGGCCGCGACAAAGCCACCUUUGAGCUCGAGAAGAUGUCGGUUGCCCAGCAGCUGGCAGACGCCAACAAGCGCCUCGAGCUCAAGGCCGCAGAGCUCGACGAGACCCUCGCGGCCUGGCGCGCCGAGAAGGACCGCUACGAGGCCCGCAUCGUCGACCUCGAGGCCAAGCAGUCGCAGGCUCUGGCCAACCUGCAAAAGUCUCUCGACGCCGCUUACGACCAGAUGGAGUCGAUGACGUCGCAGACCCAGCUCAAGUACUCGGACCUUGAGGAUGAGAUCAACCACUACAAGAAGCAGCUCCACGCCGCCCUGGUCCGCGAGGAGUCGCUCGUGGCCGAGUCUGCUGCGCUCAAGCAGACAGCCGACUCCGCCACUGGCGACGCCGCCGCCGCCGCUGCCCGCCAGGACAAGGCCGACGAGGAGCUGCGCCACACCCAGCUCAAGCUGACCAAGGCCGUCACCUCUCGUGACAACGCGCUCUCCCGCGUCGCCAAUCUCGAGGACGAUCUCCGCGAGCUCACCCGCUCCAACAACGCCCUCACCUCGGCCCAUGACGCGCUCGUUCUCUCCGAGGCCGCGCUCCGCGAGCGGGUCGAGGCUGUUGAGGCUGAGCUGCUCGAGAAGAAGCGAACGCUGCGGGUCUCCAAGGAGGAGGUUGCUCAGCUCGAGAACGACGCCAAGACCGCCGCCCUCGAGAUCGCCCGCCUCUCGGCCAAGCUCGAGUCCGACAAGUACGCCGCCGAGCAGGCUGCCGCGUCCCUUGCCGACGCCCGCGCUACCAGUGCUACCCUCGCCAAGGAGAAGGACUCGCUCAAGCUUGCUGCUGACGCUGCCCUCGCAGAGGUCGACGGCUACAAGGACAAGUGCAAGGAUCUACUCCAGUCCAUCUCGGACCUGACUGUCGAGCGCGACGCCCUCAAGGACCAGCUUGCGCAGGUCUCCUCGGCCCACAGCGCGCUCCUGGACUCGUCCCGUGCCACCGAGGCCCGCGUCGAGACCUCGGCCGCAGACGCCUCAGACCUCAAGCAGAGACUAGAUCGGACCAAGGAUGCCAACAUGCGGCUGCAGACCGAACUUGGCGAGGCGCGGGUGCGGCACUCGGAGCUGUCGAGCAAGAUCCUGGAGAUGGAGCGGGCAAUGGGCGAUGUCCGGCGCGAGGCGGCGCUGGCGCAGCAGGACGUGAUGGACGCCAACGAGAAGACGUCACGGGUGGAGGCCAAGCUCGAGGCUGCGCGUGAGGCGCGGGCCGAGGCGCGGGCUGAGCUGGAAAAGGUGCGUGAGGAGAAGCGCUACUUGCAACUGGAGCACAACCAGACAGCCCGCGAGCUCAAGUUUGCGCAGUCGCAGAUUGCCGAGCUCCAAGCCGCAGUUGAGUCUGAGAAGCGGGCGACGGUGAGCGCGCGGGCGGACGAGGAUGCGGCGAAGCAGCGUGCGGCGGCCAAGAUUGCCGAGCUGGAGAGCCAGAUCUCUGCCGAGGCCGACAAGGUUGCGGCGUUUAACGCCGAGACGCAGCGGGCUGUGGCUGCCGAGGCGCGUGUGGCCGAGCUUGACGCCGAGGUGGCCGAGCUCGACGCCGCGGUCCGUGCCGCACGCAACGAGCUGCAGGCGUGCGAACUGGGCAAGAGUCGUGCCGAGAAGCAGGCGGCCGAGAGUGCGACGGCGCUGGAGCGCGAGAUCGCGCGGCGGACCGCGGCCGAGGUCCAGGUCCUCGAGCUUACCAAGGCUGCCGAGGAGGCCGGGGCGCGGAGCUCAACUUCGACGGCCAACCUCAACCGGCGGAUCCGCGAGGCUGGCCUAGCGGCGGCCGACGCAGAGCGGGCGCUUGCGUCGGAGAAGCUGGCACGCACAUCGGAGAGCCAGGCAGCAUCGGAGCGCGAGUCUGGGCUCAACGCGCAGAUCGAGUCGCUCUCGGCGCUGCUCGACUCGGAGCGCGAGCAGCGAGCAGAGCUCAACGAGGCGCUGGUGGCUGAGCGUGAGAAGGCCGUGGCCGCCGAGGCGCAGAUCAAGUCGCUGACGCGGCAGUUGGAGGACGCGUCGGACGAGGUCGAGUCGCUGCAGGCGGACCUCGAAGCUGCGCAGCAGGUGCAGGAGACGAUCAAGGACGCGUCGUUUGCGCAGAUCUCGCAGUUGGAGGGCAUGCUCUCCGACGCGACCCACAGUGUGGAGGCCGCGCAGCGUGAGAUUGCCACUACCAAGGCGGCCCUGGAUGCGUCCCGGCAGGAGGCGGCGACGCUCGCGGCACGGUCGCAACUGCUGGAGGAGGAGCUGGCUGAGGCGUCGAGCGCGAGCAACGCGGCGCUUCAGUCGUCGACUAGCGUGCACCAGGGCGCGCUCGCGGCGGCGCGUGAGAACAUGAACGAGCUGGCGACCAAGCUCAACGAGGCCAAUAAGGCACGGCGCGAGGCCCAGGCCAAGAUCGAGCUUCUGGAGGCCGAGUGCGAGGCACUCAAGGACGAGGUAGACAACGUGCACGAGACGUCGGCCGAGGCAUCAACGGUGGCCGAGGCCGAGGCCGGCGAUCUUGCGGCGCAGGUCCAGGAGCUUCAGGCCAAGCUGCUCGAGGCGCAGCGCGCGAUGGAAGAGAAGGACGCCGAGUAUGCGGCGCUGGAGGACAAGGCGGCCGAGGCGGCCAAGAUGGCCGAGAUGACGCAGAACCAGCUGUGGUCCAAGAUUGAGUCGCUCCACACCUCGGUUGGCUCCUCCGAGUCGCAGGUGGCCUCGCUCCAGCAGACGCUGGAGAAGGAGGCCAAGCUUGAGCGCGAUCUGCAGUCGAAGAUUAUUGCACUCGAGGGUGCAGAUGCGAAGCUCCGGGCGGUGCAGAGCGAGCUGGAGGAGGUGACGCUCGCGCACGGGACGCUUAAGGACCGGUUUGCGGCGACUAAGGACGCGCUGCGCGCUGCCGAGGCCGAGGCCAACGCGUUGCGUGCCGCGUCGACGACCGACGCCGACGAGGUGCUGGCCAUGAAGGCCAAGCUCCGCGAGACCGAGGACGCGCUUCAGGCUGCGGUCAACGCAGUCAACGUGGCAAUCGAGGCGACGGCGCCGGGCGCCGCGGCCGGAGCCGGGACCGGGGUCGAGGCCAAGGUCGACGCGCUGGUGGCCGAGAACGCGCGGCUGGCCGGCGAGGUGACCUCGCUGCGCGAGCACGUGCAGCAGCUGCGGAGCAAGAACCGCGAGCUUUCUGUGGCCAACAACACGCUUCGUGCAGCCGGGCCUGUGGCUGCCGCCGAGCAGGCUGCGCACGACGAUAUGAUGACGUCGGAGCUGAAGGAGCUUCACGCGCGGGCGACAGCGGCCGAGGCCGAGCUGCACGGCCUCCGGGCGACGCUGCUCGACACCAAGUCGCGGGCUAGCGUGGUGAAGGACGAGUCGGCGACGCUGCGGGCACAGGUUGCGCGCGAGCAGGCGCGGGCAGACAAGGCCGAAGCGCAGGUCAAGGCGCUCGAGCGCAAGAUGCUCAACCGCUCGGGCUCGAUGGGCUCGCUCAAGGGCGAGCGGUCGUCGAGUGACGCGGAGACCAUCCGGUCGCUCAAGAAGCGGAUUGUGCAGCUGCAGCGUCGGCUGGAGAGCACCGACGGUGGCAGCGGAAGCGCGCCGGCUGGCGGCGAGUCAUCAGGCUCAGAGGCGUCGCGGAAUGCGGCCAAGUACAAGGCUGAGCUGCGGGCGGUGCGGACCGAGCGCGACGAGGCCGAAAUGCAGAUCCGCGAGCUCAAGGUCAAGGUCUCCAAGCUGUCGCGGCAGCUGCAGGCGGCGUCCAAGGACCGCGAGAAGCUCAAGGUCGCGCACAAGGAGGAGAUCGCACGCCUCAAGGAGGGCGAGGUGAUCAUGAUGAUGAUGGCACAGAACGAGGACCUCUCGCGGACGACCGAGGUCGCCAAGGCCGAGGCCGCCAAGCUCCGCAAGCAGCGCAAGGUUGACACCAACCGGAUCCACGAGCUCGAGCACCAGCUGAGCUCGCUCAAGAAGGACAAGGACACCCUGAUGGCGUUCCAGACCGAGUCGCUCAUCGCGCUCGAGCACGAUACCGACGAGGUGCGCGCGCUCAAGACCCGUGUUGUCACGCUCGAGCGGCAGCUCGCCGCCGCGCAGGCCAGCGAGGACAGUGCUGCGACGCCGCAGCGGCGGCGGCCGCGACAAGCCGCACCGCUCUCCGCGGUCGACGACUCGGAUGACGACGGCACGCUCGCCGCGCUGGACGCCGAGAUCGAGGCCUCGACCCAGGAGAUCGACGCCAUGGCCGAGCGGAUGCGGCUGCGGGCCGGGGACUCAAGCCGGCGCAUCGAGACCAGUGACGAGUUUGCGUUUUGACAAAGUAAAGCGGGUGCUGCA
This is a messenger RNA of Thecamonas trahens ATCC 50062, 7269 nucleotides long. RefSeq lists its product as uncharacterized. The record is from RefSeq and is a predicted model, not a curated record. The transcript is spliced from 2 exons. NCBI's taxonomy places the organism in Eukaryota, Apusomonadida, Apusomonadidae. Bases 4 to 7248 code for a protein of 2414 amino acids.